AUGGGUUUAUGUCCAAUUCACCAAGGGUGGACUAGCCCAUUUUUCUACACUAGAAGACUGGAGGACCGUGUCGUGUUUACAGUGCUUGAGAGAACCACAUACCUUGCACACACUGAAGUAUAUGAGGACGUUCGGCCCCAUUCUCAGAAUCUCCGGAGUGUUCUUUUUAAGACGGAACAGAUUCAAGCGGCCUUCAAAGGGUUCAGGGUGUCGGAGGAAAUCUCGUUCUUUCCAGAUGCCCUACCUCAACCCCAGGUUAUCUCAACCCUAAAUCUCAACGACAAAAUAUUUUCCCUCUAUGUCGCAUCAAUACUACCAGCGUUGCAACCGAAGAAGGCAGAUGGCGACAAUGCUGCCUCAGCAUUUUUCUGUGACAUAUCUUGCUUGAAGGUGAUGUCACGGAUGGACGCUCACGAGAUUUGGAAAAUUUUGAAGUCUGAUAAUGAUGAUUGGUAUGAUGACUGGAAUAUUCGAUACGCGAGGAUGGCUAGAGCCAUCGGCGAUAGUGCUGUAGAGAGAAGGGUUUUGAGGAACAUUGAUUGUUUUGAGGGAUCAGGAUUUUUCUGUUUGCGUUUUGGUUCUUUGAAGAAUGGGGUGGUUGCUCCAUAUGAUCAGCCAAAGCCCAAAAGAACAGUGGCCACAGCUGCACCUCCAGGGAGUUCAAUGGGUUAG
This is a messenger RNA of Neltuma alba, 672 nucleotides long. Its product is annotated as chorismate mutase 3, chloroplastic-like. Lineage: Eukaryota; Viridiplantae; Streptophyta; Magnoliopsida; Fabales; Fabaceae. Gene Ontology annotation, molecular function: chorismate mutase activity. Bases 1 to 672 code for a protein of 223 amino acids. The transcript has 4 exons. Gene Ontology annotation, biological process: chorismate metabolic process; aromatic amino acid biosynthetic process. Gene Ontology annotation, cellular component: cytoplasm. The record is from RefSeq and is a predicted model, not a curated record.